Myripristis murdjan (pinecone soldierfish) is the source of this 1758-nucleotide messenger RNA. RefSeq names its product piggyBac transposable element-derived protein 4-like. NCBI's taxonomy places the organism in Eukaryota, Metazoa, Chordata, Actinopteri, Holocentriformes, Holocentridae. Bases 1 to 1758 code for a protein of 585 amino acids. The transcript has 3 exons. The record is from RefSeq and is a predicted model, not a curated record.
AUGAGGGCGAUGAAGGCGAAGAGGAACGCGAAGAGGGUGAACCUGACGACGACGACGGAGAAGGAGGAGGAGGAGGAGAAGGAGCUAAACGGAAAGAUAACGUGGUCCUCCGAGCCCGGUCAGCGGCGGCGGUGGCGACGGCUUGCUUCUCAGGGUCCCACGCCGUACGCGGCCUCCCGGGUGACGGAUGAGCUCUCCGCGUUCCUCCUGCUCUUCACGGCUCGGAUGGAGCAAAUCGUGCUGGUCCACACGAACCGCGAGGGCUCCCGCUCGCACGGCUCCGAGGGGGCCGGCUGGACCGACAUGGACGUGGUCGAACUGCGCGCCUACGUGGGCCUGCUCCUCCUGACUGGGGUGUUCAGGUCCUGGGGCGAGGCCGCGGUCAGCCUGUGGGACGCUGAGUGCGGCAGGCCCGUGUUCCCAGCCACCAUGCCCCUGGAGCGCUUCUACACCUGCUCCAAGGCCCUCCGCUUCGACGACCGGGCCACAAGGCCCGCCAGGCACGCCUCGGACGAACUGGCCGCCGUCAGGGAGCUGUGGGACGAGUGGUCCUCCAGGCUCCCGCUCCUCUACGACCCAGGCCGCGAGGUGACGGUGGACGAGCAGCUGGUCCCGUUUCGAGGCCGGUGCCCUUUCCGCCAGUACAUGCCCAGCAAGCCCACGAGGUACGGCGUCAAGAUCUGGGCAGCCUGCGACGCGAGGUCCAGCUACGCCUGGAACAUGCAGGUGUACACAGGCAAAGCGGCGUCGGGCGAGCAUGAGAAGAAGAACCAGGGCUUGCGCGUGGUGCUGGACGUGACGCGCGGCCUCGGUGGUGGCCGCAACGUGACCUGCAACAACUUCUUCACCUCGUACGAGCUGGCCGAGCGCCUACUGGCCCGUGACCUGACGGUGGUGGGCAUGCUGCACAAGAACAGGCCCGAGCUCCCCGCGUGGCCGGUGCACCACCGCCAUGAGGCCUUCUCCUCUGAGUUCGCCUUCACGCCCUCGGUCACGCUCGUCUCCUACGUGCCCAAGAGGAACCAGAGCAUGCUGCUCCUGAGCACCGCGCAUGGCGAUGCCGCCGUGGCUGUGGACCGCCCAGACCGCAAGCCCGAGAUACUGCUGCACUACAACCGCAACAAGGACGGCGUGGACAACCUGGACAAGCUAGUCACGGCGUACAGCUGCAGGAGGAGGACGAGGCGCUGGCCCACGGCCGUGUUCCACAACAUCCUCGACGUCUCAGCGUACAACGCGUUUGUGCUGUGGCAGGAGCUCAACCCCGAGCACGCGGCGUCGCUGCACUCGAGGCGCAACGCAAGGAGGCUGUUCCUCGAACGGCUGGGCAAAGCGCUUGUGGCCCCGCUCGUGCAACGCAGGGCUGGAGUGCCGCGUGCGCCGGCUGAGGUCGAGGUUGGAGAUGAGGCCGAUGUGGACACAGACAUGGACACGGAACUGGAACUGGAACCGGAACCAGAACUGGAACCGGAAGCUGUAGAGCAACGACGGACGCGACGCCCGGAAGGCGCGACUCGCGCGCCAAGGAAAAGGUGUCAGGUCUGCCCGCCCAGACUGGACCGGAAGACGUCGAUGGCGUGCGCACGAUGCGCCGUGCGUGUGUGCGGACGCUGCUACAUACUCUACUGCCCGGCAUGCGACCUACAAGCCCGCAGGGGAGGCAGGGAAGCAACGGAAAGAACGAUGCCACCUGAGCGACGCCGCGAAGGCUGCGCGAGGACCGCCUCCCCCUGCGCCGCCGGGUCCAGCCGACCCUGA